UUAAAGAAGAGGGAGAGAGAGAAAGGCAUUCCAAUCAAAUCAGUCAGUGCUCACACCUUCACAUACACACACGAUAAGUGCAGUGUAAAAGAGAGAAAGCAGCACAAUCAGCAGCUCCCACAGACCUACAACCCAGCACGGAGCAACAGCUGAUUAUGAAAUGAGUGGUGUACGCAAUUAUCAGAAGUUGAAUCACGAAGAUUGCAUGGACAGUGGUAUCUUUGAAAUAGAGAACAGCAGAAACAGGAAGAUAGAUGGUGGAGGCUACUCAGACAAUGUUGUCACAGAGGUGAUAACAACAAAAGUGACCUCACUCCCACCACGAGGCACUUACAGUAGCACUGGUUCUUCCUCGCGACGCCAGAUUGUCACAGGAGGGGCUGGUACAGAGGGCACCAUAACCAGCUAUAACAGCAUACAAGGACGAGGCACUGCCGGGGGAUAUUCACGUACCCGAUUUCCCAGUUCCACACUUUCCAUUUCACCAGAUACAACGUUGGAACGGAAAACGUUUGUCAGCCGGAAUGGAGGAUAUGAGGGAAGUUCCAGUGGCAAUUCCUCCCCAGAAUUCUCUCGAAAAGAAUUCAGUACCUCAAACACUAGGGGGAGGAGUCAGAGUCGAGAGAGUGCAAUCCGGGCCCGGCUGCAGAGUGCUUCACCAUCCGGACGAUGGACAGAGUUGGAUGAUGUGAAGCGAUUGUUGAAAGGCAGCCGUUCGGCCAGCAUCAGUCCACCUCGCACAGCCACAAACACCCUGCCAUACCCCAAAAAGGCCGUUGUGGAAACCAAGAUGGUGAGCGCAAGCACACAGUCAGUGUCUGGGAGAUAUGAUACUGCUAUCCUGAAUGCUGCUUUACCUGCCUACAUCUGGACUACGCCUGUACCAGCUGGUGGCUCCAACAUCGGAGUGACAGAGUAUCACAACAACCUCUCCUCGGCUGGGACACAGGUGUUCAAUACAACAGGAUCCACCUCUCUAAUGGCAAAUGAAAUCCAGAAUAACAAAGCUACAAGCUCAGUGACGGGGACUGUGGGAGUGACCACUUCAACAGUUCAAGGGGUUCAGAACAAUCUAACAGCCACACCCAGUUUGGUCACUAGUCCGACACAGACACAGACCCAGACUCAGACUAACUCCAGCUCAGCAGUGGGGAUGCAGAAGAACCUUGUUUUGAAUUCCAGUGGUGUUACCACGGGCCAGACUAGCUCCACAGUGGGCUCCACUGGCACUAACGACAUUUUACAGAAAGACUACAAGUUUUUGCUGCUGGAGAAGGAAAAUACUCCUCCCAAAAAGGACACGGAGCUUCUGAUCAUGACCAAGGACAGCGGCAAACUCUUCACCGCGUCUCCUGCCACCUUCACUGCGUCAACCACAGAUGACACAUUGAAGAAAGAGACGAUGGGGAUGAGCAGCACUGCACCAAGGCUGAAUGGUCAAACAAAUGGAGGUUUGAAGAUGGCGACUAAAGACAAGGCAACAUAUGCAGAGAUCCGAUCAAGUGAGGAGAACAUGGGCUCCCUGCCUUCCUGGUGCUCCUGCUGUCGCUGCUGCACGUGGUGGAAGUGGCUGCUGGGACUGCUGUUGGCCUGGUUACUGCUCCUAGGCCUCCUGCUUGGCCUUAUCGCACUGGCGGAAGAGGUGAGGAAGCUGAAAUCCCGUGUCAGCGAACUGGAAUCAAGACCAACCUUUGGGAAGCUGAUUUCUGAUGAUGUUAAUAUCCCGAAGAAAGAAUCAGAUAAUCAGCUGGGUACAGCAGCUGGUGGCUCAGAAACAAACAUUGAACAUAACCUAUGGAACCGGAUAAAAAACAAAUUAGACACCUCAGAAUAUCAAGAAUCAGUGCGAGGACGACAGGGUCCUCCAGGGAUUAAAGGUGAACAAGGAUUUCCCGGAAUCCCAGGUCCAAUGGGCCCUCAUGGAGCUCCUGGACAUGACGGUCAAAGAGGACCAAAAGGAAACACAGGUGAACCUGGAGAGAAAGGGGCGAAGGGAGCUUCAGGUGAUUCUGCGUCAUUUGCAAAAGGAGAGCGAGGUGAACCAGGUCUACCUGGUCUUCCAGGACUACCAGGAAUGAAAGGUCCCUCUGGACCAGUUGGUCCUCAAGGUCCUCCAGGAUCUUCAGGGAUCAAAGGUGACACUGGCCAUCCAGGUCCUAAAGGUGAAAAAGGAUUGAGUGGCAUUCCCGGGUCUAAAGGUGAUAUGGGAGAGAGGGGUUCUCGUGGUUUACAAGGUGAACCAGGUCCUCGGGGACAGCCCGGUGUCGCAGGAGAACCAGGGCAGAAGGGAUCAACCGGAUCUCAAGGAGCCGAUGGUCACCGUGGACUCCGAGGUGAACCGGGAGUUCGAGGUUUACCAGGAUUACCAGGAACUGCUGGCCCUCCUGGUCAACCUGGUGCACCAGGAAAGGUCAUUAACUACGGUGGGUCAAAUGGAAAACCAGUUGUACAGGGACCACCAGGACCUCCUGGACCACCGGGAGCCCCAGGACGAUCAGGCGAGAGUAUUGCUGGACCACCAGGACCUGCAGGUCCUAAAGGGGCCUCUGUCGAAGGACCUCGGGGACCACCCGGACUGCCCGGUGCUGCUGGUGUUCCAGGGCCUCGAUUACCUGGACCAGCUGGACCCCCGGGACCUCCUGGACCUCGAGGUGAAGCUGGUCAACCAGGAUUACCUGGUGCCUCUGGCCGUGGUGAUUCAUACCUUCCUGGCCCCCCAGGACCACCAGGACCCCCUGGACCCCCUGGAAGGAAAGGUGACAGAGGUGACAGAGGAGACGUUGGAAUUCCAGGGGCUCCAGGUAUUCCUGGAAGAUCUUCACGAGUUACGUCAACUGAAGGAGGCCUUCAAGGACCCCCUGGACCUCCUGGCCCACCAGGACCACAAGGACCUCCAGGAGAAUCCGGAUCGACCUCCAGGACUAACGUUAGACAGACAGUGAUGGAAUACCUCCAGACUGAUGGUGUUCGCCGAUCAAUUGCGGGACCACCAGGACCACCCGGACCACCCGGUCCAAAAGGAGAUCGCGGAGCAAUCGGACGUCAGGAAUAUUCGGAAAUCUCCAACAAAGUCAUUGACUACAUGAGAAGUUCAGGUGUGGGUUUCGGUGCAAGAGGACCUCCAGGACCUCCUGGCCCUCCAGGAACUAUGUCGACUGCUGAUCUGAAUCUCUACCUUCAGAAUGAGGAUAUCCAGCGAUAUCUUCGGGGUCCCCAAGGACCUCCCGGAGCCCCUGGCCCACGAGGGGAUGGGAUGAGUCGGGCAGAGCUGGAGGCUUACAUCACCGAUUAUACCAGAAGUUGGGCGGCUGGGUCAGGCCGACCUGGGCCUCCAGGACCCCCAGGAGUUCCUGGUACCCCAGGAACUAUUUCGCUAUCCGGGGAUCUCAGUGUCAUGCUCCAGGAUGAGAAUGUUCGGCGAUAUUUGAUGGGUCCACCAGGACCUCCAGGACCCCCUGGACGCCCAGGUUAUUCAGCAUCAGAAGGAACAACCAAUGUUCGGCUCAAUUACCAAGACAUUGCUACCCGUGUUCAAGAUUAUAUGAGGAGUUCAGGAAUGAGUUUUGGGGUCCAAGGACCACCUGGUCCUCCUGGAUCACCAGGCACUGUGUCUAGCACUGAGCUGAUGGCUCUUCUACAGACCUCUCCCUUUAGGCGGAUCCUUGGACAGCCGGGACCUCCUGGACCACGGGGUCUGCCAGGACCAGCUGGACCCCCUGGGCUUGGGGGUGGAAACUUCCGCAUUGAAGAUGUCGUUUCCUAUAUUCAAAACUCGGGUUAUAGCAUCGCAGGCCCUCAAGGACCCCCAGGACCACCAGGGCCUCCAGGAUCACCAGGAACUGGAGGAGGUUUAUAUCCUGAAGAUCGGCAGCAAAUGAAGAGUGAGAUUAUUGAAUAUUUCUCAAGUGAUAGAAUGAGACCAUACAUUACUGGACCAGCAGGACCCCCCGGACCCCCCGGACACAUUGUAUAUUCUGAAGUAGCUCCACGCCUUGCUCAGUAUAUGAAAGAUAAUGGGCUGAUUGAUACUCGCACCAUCAUCAUUGGGGGUUCUGGUCGUCACAGAGUAUUCUGGCAAGAUGGAACAGACAGAAAUAAGACCGAACUGGAGGAGUACCUGAGAGAUUAUGGAGUUGAUCUGGGGUCGGUGAAUGGAGGACAAGGGAAUGUCCAGGGUGAAGGAGGUAACACGUGGAGUGUGCACACGUCACAUAGUUCAUCCCAACCAUCAGGGGUACCUGGAGCGUCUGGCCGUUUUGUGUUUGACUGGGAGAAUGCAUUCAAUGGGAACAGGACAGCUUAUGAGAAAUACCUCCGAGAAAAUGGCUGGACUGUGUACAGGUCACCUGGCUCAAGAGAAUCUGGGACAUCUGGCGUUCUCGAAGACAAUUGGGAGAAAUUCUUCAAUGGGAACAGGACAGCAUAUGAAGAAUACCUGAGAGGUUUUGGUGCACAUUCAGCAGCAUCAGGAAGUGGUGCAAGACGGACAGGAGGAGCCAGUCGAUCACACCAUUCGUCAUCUAGCUUCUCCAACCAGUCAGAUGGAUCUGGAACUCAUCGUGUGUCUGAAACGUCACACAGCUCUUCCAGUCAAUCAUCUGCCUCUAGUUCUUCACAUUCCUCAGGAGGAGUUUGGCAUGACGGGACCUACAGGAGCGAUGCAGAGUUAGAGGAAAUGCUAAAAGAGAAACUUGGGGAAUCUUAUGCCACAUGGCUAUCACAUGCCAACCUCAAGAUGCAGUCUGAUCAGAAGGAAAGGAGACGGAAAUCUACAGGUCGGUCUUCACACAGGCGGACCAGACGACGAGCUCAUGGUCUAAAGUGAUGCAGCGACUCGGGUAGAGCAGGAUCAAGGGGCUGACUCCUGCUUCUAUUCUUCUGGCUACAGGCAGCAACUUUGCCUGCAUCUCACCCUCUUUAUUCAGCAGCUUAACAUCAGAAGAAAAACUCAUGCAAAUUUCUUUUCUGUGCCUCUAUAAUACAGCACGUUAAUCGUGGAUUCUAAUUGCACAGUAAUUGUAACCAUGGAAACAGAUCUGUGAGGAUACUGCUGUAUGAACUUCCCCCUCCGCAUUCUCUAUUUGUUCCUGCAGCAUUGCCAUUCGAUGCCACAAAUCUCUGAAUUACCUUGCAUUUCAGUGGUCACAUGGGUCAUAAACAACGUUGUCCUCUAAUCAUUAAAGCCUGUUCAAAUAUAAACAGGAGCAGGAGAAUACCUUCCUCUCCCUGGGCCCUUCUCUAUUAUUCAGCACAAUCUGGCUGACCUUCCACCUUAACACCACUUUUCCACCUGCUCGCCAUGCCCAUGGAUUCCUUGAGAGACAAAAAAAAAUCCAUUGUGGAUGUGUCAUACUGAAUCUUUCAAAAGUUCUGCUCAGGAGCCAACUUGCAUCCAGUUCUGGAUACCACACUUCUGGAAGGAUAUGAGGGUCCUUGAGAGGAUACAGAAUGAUUCCAGGGAUAAGGGACUGAUUUAGUUAUGAGGUUAGGUUGAAGUGACUCUACUUGGACAGGAGACGAGGGGAGAUUUGAUAAAGGUGUAUGAGAUUAUAAUUGGCAUAAGGCACAAUAUAAAGUUGUACCCAUCAGUGGAUGGUACAAGAACCAGGGGACACAUUUAAGAUUUUGUAUAGAAGAUGAAGGGGGACUGUGGUAAUAACCUGGAACUUGCUGUCCAUGAGGAUAUUGGAAGUGAGAAAUAUUAAUGAUUUCAAAGCAAAGUUGAAAGGGGAUUGAAAGGAAAUGAACACAGAGCCAUAGGGAUUGAGCGUGUGAAUGGGAUUGAUUGGAUUGAUAGCUGGCACAGAGGCGAUAGGACAUUUGGCCUCCUUCUGUCCUAUAAACAACCCAUAUUUUUAUAUUUUCAAUGAUGGAGCAUCCACAGCCAUUGGGGUAGAGAAAUCCAAAGCUUGAUAAACCUUUUAUGUGAAGAAAUGUUCUAAUCUCAGACCUAAAUAACCAUCCCUUUAGGCUUGUCGGUCAGUGCUGCCAAGCUUUCAGAAUCUGGGUCCUUUCAGUCAACGGUAAGGGAGCAGACUCGUGCUCAUCCCACCGUUGUGUUCAUAUAGCUGAUGCCCAAUAUCAACAAUCGAACAGAAUUAUUGAAAGACCCAGCAGAAGGGCUGUGGUCUCCAGUUCAGGAUAUUCAAUAUACAGGUGACACACCCCUCCCAGUGUGGGAGGAUGGUGGAACCCCACCCAAUACAGGCAGAUAGCUGACAGCCCCCUGCCAUUCCUCCUUCCAAACCCCUCAGCAAUUGUGGGCAACAUCAGAGGAGAAAGCCAGAAUCAUUGGGAAUAACAUCACCUUUACAAUCCCAAAUCCUCUUCAUGAGGGAGUAGCCAAUAACAACUAAACAUGACUCCCUGAUGUGGAAUCUACUAUGUUGCCAACCUCAUACAGCAGUGAAGAAGGGUUUAUGAAGCAGAUGAAUGGUUUUGAGAGAUAGUGACAGCACAGCCUGCUUUCUUCUCUAGACGAUGAUAGUUACCUUGAGGUUGAAGGUAGAGAGGAGAGAAUCCAUGGUUUAAGAGCCAGCAUGAGCUCUGAAUGAACAGAAUGACCACUGCCCAAUGUCUGGGUAGCCCUAGGACGAGAGGAAUGAUUCAGCUGUUGUGUUUACAUUUGUUUGUACAGUUUAGUUCUUGCUUUGAUGGUUCUCUUGUGCAUCAGGUUCCUAUCGGUUACAUAGGUGCCACUAACCAGCUGACUAUUUUACAGCCUGUCUUAUUUAAAAAUUGUAAAAUUUUUCUUUUUGGAAUAAAAUAAUUUUUUAAAAAGAAAUAAAACAAAGUGGAUUCCUCACCAGAUUUAUUCAACACCUGCCAAAGCAAUGUUCCUAACAAACUCCAAGCCAAUGGUGGCCACGGUUGCUCUGUCAGCCUGAGAUCAGACUUAGAACUGACUGUCAGCUUCACCUUACCUAGGGACUGCAAUCAAUGCUGCCCACAGGUCAACACUGCUUUGGCCAAGUUGCAAAGGCUGGCCACACUAUGUUUUGAAUUUCAGGGCAGAGUGAGGAGGUUUUAGGAAGGGUGGGGCAAGGGCACGAAUGAGUGAUGAAAGUGUAAUCUCAGUAAAUUCUGUAACUACUAUAACAUUCCCUGUCUGCUCUCACCUAGUUUUGAUUUAAUGUGGCAAUACUGCUUUCCUUAGAGGAUCCUAUUUCAGAUUUGUAAUCCAACCUGCUGUUUCUUUUGUUCAUGGGGGUGGGAAUAUCUCCCCUGAACUCCAGCCAUUGGGAUAGCGUUUUUGAAAUCCUCUCAUGUUACUGAGAGUCACACUCUGCUCUGAAAGCUUCUCUUGGUUCAGAGUCAUUAUGACACAGCCUAGUGGCUGAGUCAAAUGAGGCAAACUCAAUCCCCUUUCCCCCUUUGUCAUGAGGUUGCUCACUCAUUAAUCUGGUUAAAGAGGACCCUCAACCAUUUAUCAAUAACUGGUCAGAAUAUGCCCCCAAGCAGCCUUACAGCUGCGUGAUUGUGUUUAAUGAGUGCAAGGUUCUAAAAUCAGUCGCUGGUUCUAGGUUGGGUGAUGGUAAAUAGGGACUGAGAAACCAGACCUGGCUAACAACACAGGGCCUCGUCACCAGCCCAGCACUGGCUGCCUGGGUAGUGAUGGGGAGAAUGGCCAACACCACCUGGCACCCAUUACAGUGCCUUUAACCCCUUCAGGAGGGUUUCCACUCCAGGAAUGGUUCCUCGGUCCCACUAUGCAUUUGCUCUUCCCUAAAUUGCUGCUAUUCCUUCUCCAAGUGAGUCUGUCAAACAUUUCAAUAAAUACUUUUAGCAUAAA
Messenger RNA from Hemiscyllium ocellatum (epaulette shark), 7792 nucleotides. RefSeq names its product collagen alpha-1(XVII) chain-like. The coding region runs from base 161 to 4825 and encodes 1554 amino acids. NCBI's taxonomy places the organism in Eukaryota, Metazoa, Chordata, Chondrichthyes, Orectolobiformes, Hemiscylliidae. The transcript is spliced from 59 exons. The record is from RefSeq and is a predicted model, not a curated record.